Colossoma macropomum (tambaqui) is the source of this 1164-nucleotide messenger RNA. RefSeq names its product S-antigen; retina and pineal gland (arrestin) b (gene sagb). Gene Ontology annotation, cellular component: photoreceptor inner segment; photoreceptor outer segment. Gene Ontology annotation, molecular function: G protein-coupled receptor binding. The record is from RefSeq and is a predicted model, not a curated record. Lineage: Eukaryota; Metazoa; Chordata; Actinopteri; Characiformes; Serrasalmidae. The transcript has 15 exons. Bases 1 to 1164 code for a protein of 387 amino acids. Gene Ontology annotation, biological process: signal transduction; G protein-coupled receptor internalization.
AUGAGUCCCAAACACGUCAUUUAUAAGAAGCUCUCCCGCGACAAAUCCGUGGGCGUUUACAUGGGAAGGCGGGACUUUGUGGAUCACUGUGACUUUGUUGAUCCUGUUGAUGGUGUUGUGUUGCUCGAUCCGGAGCAAACGAAAGGAAAGAAAGUUUAUAUCAUGCUGUCGUGUACGUUCCGUUAUGGGCGGGAUGACAUGGACGUGCUGGGGAUGGCAUUCCGGAGAGACAUUUUCUUGUGCACACGACAAGUUUACCCCCCACUGCAGGACCGAGAUCGCUCCAUCCACACCAAAAUUCAAGAGAGACUCCUGCGCAAACUAGGAAACAAUGCCUACCCAUUCUUCUUUGAGUUUCCAGAUAACCUGCCAUGCUCUGUGGCUCUGCACCCAGCACCCACUGAUGUUGGAAAGCAUUGUGCCGUGGAGUUCGAGGUGAAGGCGUUCUGUGCUGACAAUCAGGAUGAGAAGGCUCAGAAAAGGAGCACAGUGCGUUUGGCCAUAAGGAAGGUUCAGUAUGCUCCUGAAAAAGGGGGUCCAGCUCCCUUGAAUGAGACCACCUGUGAGUUUAUGAUGUCAGACAAGCCUCUACACAUGUCUGUCUCUCUGGAUAAGGAGACGUAUUAUCACGGGGAACCUAUUAACGUCAGUGUGGACAUCGAUAACAGCUCCAGCAAAGACAUGAAGAACAUCACAGUCUCAGUGGAGCAGGUCACUAACGUGGUGUUGUACUCCAACGAUAAGUACGUUAAAUCUGUGGCAUGUGAGGAAACUUCCGACUCUGUGCCAUCUGGGACCAGCCUGAAGAAAGUUUACACCCUCUACCCCCAACUGGACAGUAGCCGUGAGAGUCGUGGCCUGGCUCUGGAUGGAAAACUGAAGCAUGAGGACACCAACCUGGCCUCCUCCACCAUAGUGAAGGACGAGGUGCUGAAGGAGGUUCUGGGGAUGCUGGUGGCCUACAGAGUGGUGGUCCGAGGUACUGCAGCCGGUUUGAUCGGUUCCAGUGAGGUCGCUGUUGAAGUGCCGUUCCUGCUCAUGCACCCUAAACCUGCUGCAGUUAAAGAGAGUGACGGAGAUGAUGACAUGGUCUUUGAGGAGUUCAAGCGUUCCUACCUCAAGGGUGUCAUUGGUGAUGAUGACGAAUCUCCGGCGGAACCCUGA